Molecule: messenger RNA, 3839 nt
Organism: Epinephelus moara (kelp grouper)
Lineage: Eukaryota; Metazoa; Chordata; Actinopteri; Perciformes; Serranidae
Gene: rnf111
Product: ring finger protein 111
Exons: 14
Coding region: 572-3574 (1000 amino acids)
Biological process (GO): positive regulation of DNA-templated transcription; ubiquitin-dependent protein catabolic process; positive regulation of transforming growth factor beta receptor signaling pathway
Cellular component (GO): cytoplasm; nucleus
Molecular function (GO): SMAD binding; SUMO polymer binding; ubiquitin protein ligase activity
Source: RefSeq, a predicted model, not a curated record
UCUGUAGCCAGCGAACGGACGACCUGCUGGGUAAACAAGAGUGGAUGCUUCGAGCGGCAGGAAUGGCAACUUCGUCGAGGGCUAAUAGUGAGACAUUUCUAUCUUGUCAAACAGAAACACAGUAGAGAGGUCGUGCUACCUUUUAAGAUUCGACAGGCGUCCGUUGCGAGUCAAAAUGGCUGAGUAUAAUCGGGUAUUUGCUGAGUGAAGUGGAACUAGCCUUUACGUUAGCUUAGCUCGUAGCCGUCCAGGGCCCAUUGCCUUCGAUUUUGCUGCUCGGCUCAGCUCGGGACUGUGUUGUCAGUUUCACAAUCCCAGCCACUAACGUCCUCGGAUCGCGAUUUCUAUGUAGGCCUGUCUAGUUGCAGUCAGGGUUAACAUUCAGAUAAAUGCUCGUUUUCAGCGCUUGUCAUUAUUCCCCACAGGAUUUAACCUCCCAUGUUACUAAAAGGACGGUGACACAAUUUGGAAAAAGGACUUAGACCCAGAUUUUGUGAGAUGCAGCGGAUAGACGCCUAGGAACUGAUGUGAGUGCAUUUGCUGUUUGCCCUUUGAGGACGGACCUGCCACCAUGAAGAGUGAGGUGCCAUCUGAGGCCCCCAGCAGACAGGAGCAUCUGAAGGAGCCACUGGUGAACCCAGAGCCCAUGGAGGCAGCCAAGAGCUUCCCUAACAACAUGGAGGUGAUUGGAAAGAGCGAAUUUGAAACCCUGUGUGAGUCCAGGCAUCGGACCCUGAGGGACACAGGGACACACAGAGACUCAGAACGGACCCUUCCUGGGCGCAGAAAAAGAAAAGGCCAACAGGCAGGGCCAUCAGACUGCUCGCUGAAGGAGGGCCACAUUAGUGAGAGUUCACUGGCCACUCAGCGUGCCCGGGUAGAACUUUUACAGCACCCCAGUGAGGAUGAACAUAAUCACGAGUCCUCUUUUAGUGACUGUGCUUCCUCCCCUUCCUCUAGCCUGCGAUUUGGGGACUCGGACACUCUUAGCUCAGAGGAGGAGGGGGAAGGUGGAGCAACAGGGGGCCAACACAAGGCUCCUGCCCUGACAACAGGAGGAGCCGCCGGAGUCGGCCUGCGCCCUGUUCUGGGUCGAACUCGGGGGAAUCGCUCUCAUAAGUGGGUGCGGUCUGAGGCUGAGCCAGUGCUGCUGAAGCGGCCGUGUCUGAGCAGCCGGCGGCCUCUUCAUAGGAAACGCUUUGUGAAAACAGCUCCUGGAGGGGGUCAGCGGACUCAGAAGCAAAAGGAGCGACUACUACUGCAGAGGAAGAAACGUGAAGUAAUUGCACGUAGGAAGUAUGCUCUACUUCAUAGCACCAGUAGUUCCAGCGAGGAGCUGAGUAGUGACUCUUCCUCCCCCUCUUCUACCGAAGCCGAAGAUGAGCUGUAUGUAGAUGUUAGCAGCACCAGCAGCCAGCCCAACAGUGCGACUGUAGCCACAGGUGCCCUCGAUGAGGAUGUGGUGGUGAUUGAGGCAACUCCAGCUCCAGCUCCUGCUGUCCCUGCAAGUGAGGAGAUCAACGUCACUUCAACUGACAGUGAAGUGGAGAUCGUCACAGUUGGGGAUGGUUUCAGGUCACGCUCAGUGGGGGGUAUUGGCAGGAUUUGGGGUAAUAGUUGCGCCCAGAAUCGUCUCCAGGAGUCACGUGGACGUCACAGACUCUCCACCGUCAUCCAACCACUGCGUCAGAAUGCUGGGGAGGUGGUGGACCUCACUGUUGAUGAAGAUGAUCUCUCAGUUGUGCCAACAACCUCUGGCAGCAUUCACCCUCAAACAGUCAGGUCGUCGUCUUCAUCAUCUUCCCAUCAUGCCUCUACCUCAGAGCUCAAUGAUGCCCCAGGCCCUUCCACUAGCUGCCCAGGCUCAAUACCUGAAAGUAUGCACACACAGAGGCCAAGUGGCUCUACGCGCACAGCCACAGAGGAUGACAGCAGACCAGGCUUGUCAGGUACAGCAGGAGAAAACGCAGGCGCAGCCAUGCCCAGACUCCCAUCCUGCUGUCAGCAGCACUCCCCGUGUGGAGGGCCCUCCCCUGGUCACCUGUCCCUGAGCCACUCUCAUUCAAGCUGCUUGCAGGCGUCGUCCUCUCAGCAGACCAGUGGCUCCCAGCACAGCCACGGUCAUAGCCACAGCAAUGCUCACCACUUCGUCCACCAUGUCCAUCACCCAGCACCACAGCCACCGGGCACCCUGCCCUUUCAAGAGCCGAGCUGCCCUGUGGAGCGACCCAGUGCUCUGCCCGCAUCCUGUGCUGGAGUCAGCAGCAGCAGCAACAGUAGUAGUAGCAACAAUACAGCCCACUACCAUGACCAGCAAACUCUGCCAGUGGACCUGAGCAACAGCAGUGUUCGGAGCGGUGGAAACAACGGGGCUAGUUUCCAUGGCAGCACCUCGGCCUUUGACCCGUGCUGCCCAGGCUCCACCUCACGGCCGCCUGCUUACGUUUCCCAGGCCACCCCUGGGCCCAGCCAGCCAGCUGUGGUGGAUUCAUUCAGCUCCUCCAUGGUGGCUCAGCCCCAGCCACAAACACAACCCCAGCCCUGCAGACAUUACAUGCACCCCUCCUAUGGCUCUCUAGCACGCUCACUGCAUCAUCAGCCCUCCUCCGCCUGCCCUCAUUCCCAUGGGAACCCCCAGCUUACACCUCAGCCCCCUCCACAAGGCGAUUAUGUCAUUCCCCACACUGUCACCUUUCAUCCGCCACUGCCAUCCCACCCUUCAGGCCACGCCGUGCCCCCUGCCCCUCCCCCACCUCUGUCUACCCACCACCUUUCUAGUUCAAGUGCCCCGCUGGCCCAGCACCUGCCUACAGACCACCAGGCCCUGCCACACCAUAUGCCGGCGCUGGGGGCCUCGGUGCAGAGGAUCCAUCAACAUGAGAUGCUGCAGAGGAUGGAGGUUCAGAGGCGCAGGAUGAUGCAGCACCCGACACGAGCACAUGAGCGUCCACCUCCACACCCUCACAGAAUGCACCCCAACUACGGCCAUGGUCACCACAUCCAUGUGCCACAAACUAUGUCUUCCCACCCUCGCCAGCCUGAGCAGAGAACAGCAUGGGAGCUUGGCAUUGAGGCUGGAGUGACUGUGGCACCGUACCCUUCAGGGCACCUGCACUCCCACCUGCCCCACUACCACCCUCCCCCCAGACUGCACCACUUCCCCAUCCCCUUCAUGCACACUGGCAUAUCUGAAGUGACCUACCCACACAUUCGGUACAUCUCAUCUAGAAUGACUGGCUUUGGAAGAACCUAUGAGGACCUGCUGCAUUUAGAGGAAAGAUUGGGGACUGUGAACCGAGGAGCCUCUCAGGGAACCAUAGAGAGGUGCACUUACCCACACAAGUACAAAAAGAGAAAGCUGCAUGGUAAGCAAGAUGAAGACGAGGGGGCAGAUGAAGACACAGAAGAAAAAUGCACCAUCUGUCUGUCAAUACUGGAGGAGGGGGAGGACGUCAGACGCCUACCAUGUAUGCACCUCUUCCAUCAGCUGUGUGUAGAUCAGUGGCUCCUCACCAAUAAGAAGUGCCCCAUCUGCAGAGUGGACAUUGAGGCGCAGCUGUCUGCUGAGAGUUGAUGCUGUUUUUCUAACAACCCCUUUUUGUUCAAAGUUUAUUUUGAGAUCAUAUUAAUUUUCUCUUCAGUACUGCAGUCAACCAAAGAUGGCAACCUGCGCAGCUCUACUACGAGAAAAUACGAGGAAAAAAAAAAAAAAAAAAAACACCUGACAAAAAAGCAUUGAGCCUAGAGUGCCAGCUAUCACAUAUUACUACAACAGCUAGAAUUCUCCAUUAAGGGUUUAAGAUUUUAUUGUAUUUAUAAAGCUUUUAUGUAGCUUUUGA